This is a messenger RNA of Camellia sinensis, 3146 nucleotides long. Its product is annotated as neurofilament light protein. Lineage: Eukaryota; Viridiplantae; Streptophyta; Magnoliopsida; Ericales; Theaceae. The record is from RefSeq and is a predicted model, not a curated record.
CUCGGUUGAUUUGCAGCCUUGAAAGAUCGGGCGUCCAGCCUGGCGCGGCGGCCUUCUGCCUGCUGGGUUGCGGUGGUGGUGGUGAUUUCAUUUGAGUUGACGUCCAGAUAAAAGCUUAGCAAGUGCUUGUAGCCUGUGGGUCGAUCGAUCGAUCGAGAGAGACUCUUCCAUUUCACACUAAGGUCGGCGGAGAAUAGAAAUAGAAAUAGAAAUAGAGAAGGGGGGAUGGCUUCGGAGGAAGGACAGAUAGAUGAAAUGGAUUCUCUAUUCGAAGGGAUGGUCCUUUUUAACCCCCCUUCCCAGAUGGCUGAUGAUGAUCACGUUCAUGUUCAUAAUCAUCAGCAUCAGCAGCUACAGCUGCAAGAACAAGAACAAGAGCAACAGGAACAGGAACAGGAACAGGAACAACCUUCUCCAUCCGAUAAUACUUUGGCAGGAUCGUCCUCGUCAACAUCCCAGCCCCUUGACGAAAACCUAUUCUCUGAUCUUACGCUCAUCACUCCCCUCCAAAACCAAUUAAUAAGCCCUCAAAUUCAAGCCCAACCCUAUCAUCCCCCUCUCCCUACCACUACUACUACUAUUACUACUACUACAACUACAACAAGAAGAAGCAACAGGGAGGUUGUUCCCUCAUCGUCAUCAGUAAUAUCUCGACAGUUUUCCACCAGAAAGAAAAAGAGAGGUGGUUUGAGGAUCGGAUACGGUAGAGACGCCCCAAUUCCCGAUGAUCGGCCUUCUCCUCCUCCUCCUUCGCAGCAUGCCCAUGUUCGAUACUCGGAAUCGGAGCUUCCACCACCACCAUCUUUAUCAUUCACUGCCAAAUCGGAAUCGGAAUCAGAUGGAUCUGCAUCUGCUCCACAACGACAACACCAACAACAAGAAGAAGCCUCCCGCUGCCCUAUUUCUGACUCUCAACCGGGGACUGCGACACCGAACACCACAGUAGAGAGCGAUUUUUCAGACACCACUUGUAAACAAGUUGACUCUUCCCAUUCUACCGCAGCAAGUGAUGAUGAUGAUAUUGAUGAUGAUGAUGAUGAUGAUAAUUUGGUCUCAGAUGCACAUCCUCCUCCUGCGCCUACACAUACGCCUAGGGUUUUGUCCAUGGAUCAUGAUCAAGCAAGAGACGACGACCAAGUAAACACUACUAGUAGUAGUAGUAAUAGUAGUAACGCGUCAAUUGAAUCGAGGUCUGAACAAAUUAGGGCCCAGAUCUCUCAGAAGCUCAGUCAUGUUCGGGACCUGGUCGUUUCUGUAUCUGCCGCACGGAAGGAUUCCACAAGGAGGAGAAGAAAAGCUGCCGAGACUGUAAAUCUUGCAUCCACCAGGUACAGACAACUUGAGAAGGAGCUGGAGGAAGCCUGCGAGGCCGAAGAUUUUGAGACCGCCGACUGUCUUAGUGAGAGCCUUGCAUCCGCAGAGAAGGACAAGGAACGCUUGGCCAUUGACCUCAGACUUGCUGAAGCGGACUGUGAUGCUGUUGAUUCUAAGAUGCAGGAGGUUCUGGAGCAGCAAAUUGCUGCUGAGGAGGAAUGUGCUUAUCUCCUCAAAAACUUUGCCAUGGAUGCUGCUAAUGAUUCAGACCUAGUCCUAAAAAAUGCGGAAGUGGCAUCUGGAAAAGAGCUGGAUGCAUGGCUUUCAUUAACCGAAGACUUAGAGUUGAAGAAGAUGGAGCUGGAAAUUGAAUCACAUUUAAUAAUUUCAGCAAGAUUGGUGUUGAGUGAUUCCAUUGAACAUUCAGUGGAGGAUGAUAGGAGAGAAAGAGAACUUCUUUGUAAGAGAAAAGAGAUGUUGAGAGACGAACUGGAGAAAUUGCUUGUUUUAGUGAAAGAAAAGGAAGUGGAAAUAACUGAAACUGAUCAUAACAUCAAAACAGUUGAGAAAAGAAUUGCUGAUGUUGUCUCUAGCUUUCAGGAGGUGCAGUCAAGUGUAGAUACAAAGUAUGAUAACCUGCAGUCAGGCCUUUCUCAGAUGGAGCUACACAAUGAAGCUUUAACUAGAAAAAAGAAGGAAAUUGAUGAUUUCCUAUCUCAGGAAAAAGACAGGGGAACAAAGCUUCAGGAACUUGCCCAGAUAUCUGCAGAUGAAGCAAAUAUGUACCAAGAAGUUGUCGAGCUUCGAAAGAGUCUUGUGCUGUUCAUUCUGAAGUCCAGGGAAGAAAAGGUGAGGCUUGCCACUACUGAGGAGAAACUUUCACAGGAUGUCCAUAUACUCAGACAGGAGAUUUCUGCUGCAAGAGCUUCUCUUCAGGAACUAUCUUCAACGAAAUCUAGCUUCCAGCAGGAAAUUGAAUCCUUGAACCAGAGGCUAGUCUUCAUAGACAAAAGAGUCCCAGAGCUGGAAGCAGAAAAGAAAGUUGCUGCUACUGCAAGAAAUUUCAAGGAAGCAGCACGGAUAGCUACUGAAUCCAAGGCACUAAGUGUUGAAAAAGAAGGUUUAAAGAUCAAAAUGGCAGGGGUUGUCCUUGAGCUUGGGAAGCUUGAGGAAGAGAUUUGCGACACUGUUAACAGACUGCAAGAAACUGAAGGGCAGAUUUCAACCAAGGAAAAAGAGGUAGCAAUGGCUAGAUUCCAGAGACUACUACUAAUAGCUGGUGCUGCCAAAGCUGAAAGAUCAGCUGCUCUGGAAUUAGGUGAUCUUGAAGAAACUGACAUUCUACUUGCAGAGGCAGAAGCCGCAGAAUCUGAAGCAAGAAAAAUUCAGCCAGUUUACAAUUUCAAGGAGGAAGAGUUUGCUAAUAUUCCAAAACAGUACAUCUCUAUGGAACUUGUGUCCAAUCUUGGUGGGAAGCAGUUGGCAGAAUUGGUAGCAUCUGCUGCUUAUAUAUCUCCUACAUAGUAAUUGCCACACUGGAAUGACCAAUUUUUUGAGCUUCCAAGCUAAUAUAAUUCUUGGAUUGUAUUGUGCUGAAUCGAAUACAAGGAAAUACCAAAGAGUACGAGGCUGGACUAGAAUUGCAUAUUGCAGAUCUCCGCGAUGCCCUAUUGUACGAUUUUUCCUAGUCCAAUUUUAGGAGAUCAUGUUUUGUGGAUCAAGAGUUGAAUCCAAUCCUCAUUCAAGCGUUGAUUGAAUUUUUUUUUUUUUCUGAAAUUUUUUCUUAUGAAUAAUCUUCUGCAUCAUCAAUACAUGUUCUCCUGUUAUCUUAA